Molecule: messenger RNA, 1296 nt
Organism: Phytophthora nicotianae INRA-310
Lineage: Eukaryota; Oomycota; Peronosporomycetes; Peronosporales; Peronosporaceae
Exons: 1
Coding region: 1-1296 (431 amino acids)
Source: RefSeq, a predicted model, not a curated record
AUGGAACCGCUCUCAUCACGAACCUGGAUCCAACAUCAAGCUGCCCUGCCUUCCUGUAACCAGCGCAACGGGCACUUCCUUAGUGAUCCAGACACGGCGUUCUCAGUGAAGAAACUUGUUGACCUCAAUGAGUCUGCCGCCUCUCUCUCGCCUGAACUUGAGAACUCAACUGACAAUCUCCAAGACAGUGGUCAUGAACGUGCGGAGAGCGAGCAUGAAACACAAGUCGGCAAUGAAGACGAGAUCCGCGAAGCUCUCGCACAGCGCUGUCGACAGCUGCAGGAAGACGUCGAAGUGCUUGUGGUUCACAUGGAGAAGCAGGAAAAAACUCAUGCAAGAGAACGCAAGAAAGCGGAAGAUGAGCAUCGUGCGCUACUGCUGAAAAAUUCUGCUCUUGAGCGUGAGCUGAGUGGGUUACGCGUCGAGAGGGAUGCCUUGUUCAAGCAAAAUGCGCGGAUGGUGGCUCAACGCACUGAUGACGAACGACAAGCAAACGAUGAGGGUGAAGCGCACGAUGAAGUGCUUCGAGCUCUCGCACAGCAGCAGCAACAGAAAGAAGCUCUGCAGGUUGCAGUUACCAGCGCAACUCAAGCCCGAGCGGAGACACGUAAUGCGUUGGACAAGGCUCAAAUGCAUUGCCGCAGACUGGAAGAGGAACUCUCGUCGGCUCAUGCCCAGGUGCUGCACCUCCAAAACGAGCGAGACAGCUUGAAGGCCGCACUGGAUGCCACUAUCACCGGUGCGGCUGGGUUCGAGGCACGACAGCUCCAGGCACAAGACGAGGUGAUUGCCAGUCUACGUGCUGAUCUGGUGCAGAUGGAUUUCGAGUUGAAGACACUUUCAGUAGACAAAGACACACUAGAAGAGCAAGUCGAGAAGCUCCAGCUACGGCUGGCAACCUCCGAGCGCGAUGGCGACUAUGAGGUCGUUUCUCUAACUAACAACAGCGACAAGAUAGCGAAGCAAAAAGGUCAGAAGAAGCGCACGACAAUCCGUCCUGUGAGAUCAAAUAGGGAGACCACUGGCAGACGCGGGUCGGAUCUGUUUAACAACUUGAUGGAGCUGCCUAACACAGUCACCGAGCCGCAAGAAUGCGCGAAUGCAACCAUUUGGUUGUCACCAGCUGCUUCAUACUUUUCGUCCUCUAACAGCCAAGAUCAUCGACGGCGUAGCUUUCGCGAACGAAUUGCACCGCCAACAGGCUUGACAUCGUUCGUGUCGAAGACCGUUCAGUCAGCGCGAAAGCACCUCGCCUCACCCCUGCACAACACAUUCGGAGGUAACCAGGAGAAGUAG